AUAUUUUGUUUAUAAUAAAAUUUAAAAAAGGCUAAUUGUCAUAGAAUCUAUGUCAAAUAAAAGGGAGGAUGAUUAUAAAAGAAGAAUAUAUUUUAGGAAUUACAUCAGCAACAACAGCGUCUCUGGGAUCUCUAGUCAGGUAUACACGGUGGAUAAUGAGGAGCACAGCGGAGGCAGCUUGGAAUUCGUAAUUCCGAGGGAUCUAGCAGACGGAUUCAUCAAUAACAAGAGGGAGAGUUACAGAUUCAGGUUCCUAAAGGUUUUUGAUCAAGCAACCAAUCAAGAGGAGAUCUUUGAGACAAUUGCAAAGCCUGUAGCUGAUAAUGUCUUAGCAGGCUACAAUGGUACCAUUUUUGCGUAUGGGCAGACUGGCAGUGGAAAGACCUUCACCAUCACCGGCGGUGCUGAGCGCUAUAGCGACCGUGGCAUCAUUCCACGAACGCUGUCCUACCUGUACCAGCACUUCACUCAGGACAGUAGCAUGGUAUAUACCACGCAAAUAUCUUACCUGGAGAUUUACAAUGAGGUGGGAUAUGACCUUCUGGAUCCCCGACACGAAGCGUCCAAUCUAGAGGAUUUACCUAAGGUAACAAUAAUGGAAGAUCCUGACCAGAACAUUCACCUCAAGAACCUGUCACUGCAAGCAUCAGCCAAUGAAGAAGAGGCCCUGAAUCUCCUUUUCUUGGGUGACACUAAUCGCAUGAUUGCAGAGACCCCCAUGAAUCAGGCCUCCACCCGCUCUCACUGCAUCUUCACCAUUCACCUGUGUGGCCGGGAGCCCGGCUCAGCCACACUGCACCGCUCCAAGCUCCACCUAGUUGACCUGGCCGGCUCGGAGAGAGUGGGCAAGUCAGGCGUGGGGGGGCAGAUCCUCACUGAGGCAAAGUACAUCAACCUAUCCCUGCACUACCUGGAACAGGUCAUCACGGCUCUGUCAGAGAAGAACCGCUCUCAUAUCCCCUACCGGAACUCUAUGAUGACCUCUGUGCUCAGGGACAGUUUGGGGGGUAACUGUAUGACCACCAUGAUCGCCACCGUGUCAUCCGAGAAGACGAACAUUGAUGAAUCUAUCUCUACCUGUCGCUUUGCCCAGAGGGUGGCCCUGAUUAAAAAUGAGGCUCUCGUCAAUGAAGAGCUUGACCCAGCCCUGCUGAUUGUUCGACUGAAGAAGGAGAUCCAGUGCCUGAAGGAGGAGCUGGCCAUGGUAACAGGGGAGCAGAGGACCGAUGAGCUAAGUCAAGAGGAGAUCCAGAGAAUAGAGGAGCAGGUAAAGCUCUUCCUCGAUGACCCUGACCCUGACACAACUCUGGAUCUAGGCCCUGAUAUGAGAAAGAUCCAUCACUGCUUUUUACUUCUAAAGGAGAGGGUGCAGCAGAAGCAGCAAGCUCAGAACAUCGCAGCUGAGGCCAGUGCUCUCUCAUCGUCAGGCCUUGCUGACAGGCAGGCCAGCGAAGCCCAGGGAGACCUGCUGAAACUGAAGGACAUACUGACCCAACGUGACAACGAGAUCAGUAUACUGGUCAACAUGCUGAAGAAAGAAAAGAGGAAGGUUCAAGAAGUCAGUGCUCAAUUUGCAAACUUCUCCAGGGGAGAUCUCACAUGCCACAGCACACGACAGUCAUCCACCAGUAUUCAUGAUGAGAAGAGGUUGAAGAGUGAAAGUUCAGACUACACACAUGCUCAUCAACUAAUGAUCAGGCAAAGUGGACCAGAGCUAUCUAUUGAGCAACAGGAGGCAUUUGAAAUAUUUAGGAAUGAUCAUGGGGACCGUCUAACUCUUGAGGACAACAAGGCCAUACUGAAACAGAGGUUUGCAGAGGCCAAGGCACUGGGGGAGCAGGUUAACCAGGCCAGGAACAGAGUCAAUGAGCUGAAGAAGCAGUUGCAGAUGAGAAGGAUGCAAAUGGCAGCACAGGGUGUAAUGGAGAGUCAGCCAAAUCCACAAUCAGACACUGUAGAAGAGACUCUUCGCAGCCAGAUUGAAGAAGAGAAGAAAAAUUAUAAGAGCACUUUUGGACGUUUAAAAGGCUUGAAGACGGAGAUUGAACAUUUACAGCACCUGCUUCAAAGGUCAAAGAUCAAGCUUAAGAGGGAUUUUCAGGACUGGUGGAGCCAGGAGGCCACAAGACUACAGAAGCAGGAUGAGGGAUCGGAGAGAGCAAAAUCGAGUGAUAGGCAAGAAAACUCUCUCUGCAUUGCCUCAACAAGAAAUGCCUAUUCACAUGAUCAUAUCAUUGACAUGCAAGACAUAAAACAGAGGGACCUAUCUACAGCACCUGCCAGAGAUCUCAGAGCCUUGUCAUCUACUACCAUGUCUUCCACAUCUAUUCCACUGACCGGAGACCACCAGACUGAUGCAGAUAUACUGGCUUUCAUAAGGGCCAGACAAAGCCUGCUCACCAGGACAGGUGAAGGCAGUCCUUCCUGAGGUGACGGGCAAUCCCCUCCACACGCAUCAGCCAGGCGAUUGGGUGCUGAUAAAAGACUUCAGGAGGAAGCGGUGGAGCCAACCCAGGUGGAGAGGACCAUUCCAAGUACUACUGACGACACAAAACCGCAUGGCCUUGGACAUGCUCCUCGCUAAGGAGGGGGGAGUGUGUUCAAUGAUAGGCGACCAUUGUUGCACGUACAUACCGCCCAAUGAUGCACCUGGAGGUAAUAUCUCCAUGGCCUUGGAACACAUGAGUAAGAUUGCUGACCAACUUCGUGCUGAAGAAGCCGGAGUGAGACCUUGGGACUGGAAACAGGGAUCUCUAUUCUCAAUGUGGAAAAGUAUUGUAAUUAUGAUUCUCCCAUCCAUUUUACUACUUGCCUUGAUUAUAUGUUGUGGACCUUUGUUAUGUCAAUGUAUGCUUAGUACUAUUCGCAUGAAUAUGGAUACCAGAUACCAACUUAUUCAGGUCACUAAAGAGGACCUGGAUGAGGAUAACACCCUGUACCUGCACACUGUAUUCUCUGAUAAUUAACAAAUGAUUGUAUAAGGGGGGAAAUGUGAUGGAAAAUGUUACGAAACUAUGCAUUAUGUGAUUCAUAUAAAAUCACACUGAUCCUUUUGUUCUCA
This is a messenger RNA of Electrophorus electricus (electric eel), 3061 nucleotides long. RefSeq names its product kinesin family member 6 (gene kif6). Gene Ontology annotation, biological process: microtubule-based movement. NCBI's taxonomy places the organism in Eukaryota, Metazoa, Chordata, Actinopteri, Gymnotiformes, Gymnotidae. The record is from RefSeq and is a predicted model, not a curated record. Gene Ontology annotation, molecular function: microtubule motor activity; ATP binding; microtubule binding.